GGUCCCUCCCUUUCGCCACCCCUCCCCCACUGAGUCAACUCACUCCCAACUCGGAAGUCAUAAGAAGUAUCGCCCAAUUCACACACGGACGCUCGGCUCUUAAAGAAAAUCCCAAACAGAAACUGCAUCGCUCUCCUUGGCGAUCUCCACGAAGCGCCAUUUAUCUCUCCUCUCUCUCUCCUCCCUCGCAUUGCCAAUAACAACACUCGUUCAUCUCUCUCUCCGCCCCCAUUCUCUUUCAGUUCAUCCUCUCUCUGCGCGAUCUCCAAUCAGCUACUUUCCGAUAAUCUUGGAUUUGGAAAUCGUUGAUCUUAUUGGCGAGAUCAGUGUGUAACUUGGAGGAAUUAGCCUUCGGGUUCGGAGAAUGGCUUCGAUAUCUCAUUCUCCACUGGCGUUUGCUGGAACAAGCACCGCUUCGGAUCUUUUUCGGAGCUCCAGUAAUGGCGUCGGCGGUGUUCCGUUGAGAGCUUUAGGGAAGGUGCGGUUGGGCAUGAGGAGGAACGUUGUGUUGGCCGCCAAGCUCAGGAAGGUGAAGAAGCACGAGUACCCCUGGCCUGAGGAUCCCGAUCCGAAUGUCAAAGGUGGAGUGCUCACUCAUCUCUCUCACUUCAAGCCGCUGAAGGAGAAGCCCAAGCCGGUUACCUUGCCGUUUGAGAAGCCGCUUGUUGAUAUCGAAAAGAAGAUCAUUGAUGUGCGGAAGAUGGCGAACGAAACUGGGCUGGACUUCAGUGAUCAAAUUAUUUCACUGGAGAAUAAAUACAACCAGGCUUUAAAGGAUUUAUAUACGAAUCUGACUCCUAUACAACGUGUGAAUAUUGCACGACAUCCAAACAGGCCAACUUUCCUUGACCAUGUGUUUAACAUUACUGAUAAGUUUGUAGAGCUUCAUGGGGACCGAGCAGGGUAUGAUGAUCCUGCUAUUGUCACUGGUAUAGGAACUAUAGAUGGUAGAAGGUAUAUGUUCAUGGGUCACCAGAAAGGUAGAAAUACGAAGGAGAAUAUUAUGCGUAACUUUGGGAUGCCUACUCCUCACGGUUACCGGAAAGCUCUGCGCAUGAUGUACUAUGCAGAUCACCGGUUCCCAAUUGUUACUUUCAUCGAUACGCCUGGUGCAUAUGCAGACCUUAAAUCUGAGGAACUGGGCCAAGGUGAAGCCAUAGCUCACAACUUGCGUACUAUGUUUGGUCUGAAAGUACCUAUUGUCUCUAUUGUCAUGGGAGAAGGUGGCUCUGGUGGUGCCCUUGCCAUUGGCUGUGCUAAUACAUUACUAAUGCUUGAAAAUGCAGUUUUCUAUGUUGCCAGUCCAGAAGCAUGUGCAGCAAUCUUGUGGAAGAGUUCUAAAGCUUCUCCAAAGGCUGCUGAAAAGCUGAAAAUUACUGCAACUGAGUUGUGCAAACUGCAAAUUGCAGAUGGCAUCAUCCCUGAGCCGCUUGGCGGCGCACAUGCGGAUCCUGCAUGGACCUCUCAACAGAUCAAAAAUGCAAUUAACAAAGAAAUGGAUGAGCUCCAUAAGUUGGACACAGAAGCAUUACUAAAGCAUCGCAUGAUGAAGUUCCGGAAAAUUGGUGGGUUCCAAGAAGGAAUUCCUAUAGAUCCAAAGAAGAAAAAGAACAUGAAACCAAAAGAGCAGCCUGUCUAUGUGAAGACUCCGGUUGUAGAUUUGGAGGGUGAGGUUGAAAAGGUAAAACAGCAAAUCUUGAAAGCCAAGGAAUCUUCUAAUGAGCCUCCAUUGGUGCCACUGACUGAGACGAUAAAAAAACUGAGAAAGGAAGUGGAUACUGAAUUUUCUGAGGCAGUUAAAUCCUUGGGUUUGAAAGAGAGGUUUGCCACUUUGCGAGAAGAAUUUGCAAAAGUAAAUGCACAGAACCAACUCCUGCAUCCAGCUCUAAAAGCAAAGCUUGAUAAGCUUAGGGAGGAAUUCAACAAAGGGCUGCUGACAGCUCCUAAUUAUGAAGACCUAAAAUAUAAACUCGACAUGUUGAAGGAAUUGUCAAAAGCAUAUGAUCUUGCCGAGAGCAACAAGAAGGCUGCAAAACUGAAGCAGGAAGUUAACAAGAAAUUCAGCGAGAUCAUGGAUCGGGAAGAUGUUAAGGAGAAGGUUGUGGCACUUAGGGUUGAGGUUGAAAACUCUGGGGUGUCUAAGUUUGAUGAUUUGGAUGACAGCCUGAGGGAGAAAAUCAAGGAAUUGAAGAAAGAGCUGGAGUUUGAAUUUAUUGAUGUCCUCAAGUCAUUGGGUUUGGAUGUUGAAUUAAAAGCAAAAGAGCCCGUUGAGCAAACUUUGCCCUCAGAAGUUAAGAACAAGAUCGAAGAAUUGAAUGGAGAAAUUAAUGAGAGGAUUGAAAGUGUGAUCAAUACAACAGACCUGAAGGACAAAGUUGAGCUACUGAAGUUGGAGAUAGCAAAGGCAGGGAAAACACCCGAUUCAGCAGCCAAAAAUAGAAUCGUGGCAUUGGAGCAACAAAUCAAACAAAGCUUAGCAGCAGCUGUGGAAUCUUCAAAUUUAAAAGAGAAGCAUGAGAAGCUGAAGGCCGAGAUUUCCCAAACUGUUGGAUCGAAUGAAAGUCUGAAGAAGGACGAUGAAGACUCUUUCUCCUUUGAUGCAUCUAGAGUAGUGGGUGCAAAUCGCACGUUCGGUUAAUUACUUCUCUUUUAGUCGGCUUGUUUGCUGAUAUGGUGCCCGGAAGACGAUCUUGUUCGAAACAGAUGGAAGUGCCAAAAGUGGACAAAUAGGGUAACCUUAAGCUGUUGUGAACUGCCUUUUAGCAUAUGUUGACAUCUUGCAAUAGCGUACAAGUUUUGCAUUUUCGAGGAACAAGGAGACACAUCUUAGCUCCAUAGUUUUCUGCCUGAACUUUUUAAAUUUAUAUUAGGUUUCUAUAAUUUUUUUGUUUUUCCCUUCUUUUUUUUCAAUUAAGUGCAAUUCUGUUUCUAUAAAUAGACACCAAAUCAUUUGAGUUUCUCUUUUUAUAGAUUCGGAUCGCUCUGUAUAGAUUGUGUGGGGAGGCUAAUAAAUCGUUUUCGAUACUUAUCUUUCCUUAA
Malus domestica (apple) is the source of this 3039-nucleotide messenger RNA. Its product is annotated as acetyl-coenzyme A carboxylase carboxyl transferase subunit alpha, chloroplastic. NCBI's taxonomy places the organism in Eukaryota, Viridiplantae, Streptophyta, Magnoliopsida, Rosales, Rosaceae. Gene Ontology annotation, biological process: fatty acid biosynthetic process. Gene Ontology annotation, cellular component: acetyl-CoA carboxylase complex. Gene Ontology annotation, molecular function: acetyl-CoA carboxylase activity; carboxyl- or carbamoyltransferase activity. The record is from RefSeq and is a predicted model, not a curated record.